Acanthochromis polyacanthus (spiny chromis) is the source of this 2593-nucleotide messenger RNA. RefSeq lists its product as uncharacterized. The record is from RefSeq and is a predicted model, not a curated record. The coding region runs from base 1086 to 1964 and encodes 292 amino acids. NCBI's taxonomy places the organism in Eukaryota, Metazoa, Chordata, Actinopteri, Pomacentridae. The transcript is spliced from 5 exons.
CAGCCACUUUGUAACAUUUGUCUUGGAGGAUUUUAAUGCACUCAACAGCUUCAAGUCGACCACAUCAGCAACUAAACAAUAAAAAGUGCUGAAGCAGAAACAAAACAUGACUUCAUAACUUAAAUGAUCCAUUCACUGAACAGAAUUACAAUCAGCCGGUUUAUAUCCAGCUGGAGAAUGUGAAAAUUCAGAAAACGUUCUAUCUGUGGUCCAGUAGAACUUCCUGGAGGUGAAAGUCUCUGACGCUGGGUUCUUCUUGUUAAAGCUGGAUAGACCUGUUUAUAAACACUACCAGUCUAAAGUUUGGACAUUUCUAAGUGACCUUAAACUUGAGGAGUAACAGGAUGUAAUAAUAAUAAUGGAUUAGAUUUAUAUAGCGCUUUUUUGGCCACUCAAAGCGCUUCACAAUGGAUCCAUUAUUCAUUCGCUCACACAUUCUCACUCUGGUGGUGGUAAACUACAUUUGUAGCCACAGCUGCCUUGGGGCAGACUGACAGAAGCAUGGCUGCCAAUCCGCACCUACGGCCCCUCUGACCACCACCAACAUUCACACACCAGUGUGAGAGCAGCACUGGAGGCAAGGCGGGUAAAUUGUCUUGCCCAAGCACACAACAGCACAUGACUAGGUCAGAGCGGGAAUCAAACCACCGACCCUUUGAUCAUUGGACGAUCCGCUCUACCACCUGAACCACAGCCGCCCUCUUUAUUUGUUAAAGUUGCUCUAAAAUGAGUUGAAGUUGCUCUGUGUGUUCAAGUUGCUUUAUAUGAGUUAAAGUUGCUCUGUAUCAGUUAAGGUUGCUCUAUAUUAGUUAAAAUUGCUCUAUAGUUGUUAAAGUUGCUCUAUAUUAGUUAAAGUUGCUCUAAAAUGAGUUGAAGUUGCUCUACAUGUGUUCAAGUUGCUCUAUAUUUGUUCAAGUUGCUCUAUAUUUGUUCAAGUUGCUCUAAAUUGAGUUGAAGUUGCUCUACAUGUGUUCAAGUUGCUCUAUAUUUGUUAAAGUUGCUCUAAAAUUUGUUAAAAUUGCUCUGUUUUAGUUACAGUUGCUCUAUUUUAGUUAAAGUUGCUCUACAUUAGUUAAAUGUAAGUGAUGGAGAUGAUGGAGGUGAUGAAGAUGAUGAAGGUGAUGGAGGUAAUGGAGGUGAUGGAGGUGAUGGAGGUGAUGAAGGUGAUGGAGGUGAUGAAGGUGAUGAAGGUGAUGGAGAUGAUGAAGGUGAUGAAGGUGAUGGAGGUGAUGGAGGUGAUGGAGGUGAUGAAGGUGAUGGAGAUGAUGGAGGUGAUGAAGAUGAUGAAGGUGAUGGAGGUGAUGAAGGUGAUGAAGGUGAUGGAGGUGAUGGAGGUGAUGAAGGUGAUGGAGGUGAUGAAGGUGAUGGAGAUGAUGAAGGUGAUGAAGGUGAUGAAGGUGAUGGAGGUGAUGGAGGUAAUGGAGGUGAUGGAGGUGAUGGAGGUGAUGAAGGUGAUGGAGAUGAUGGAGGUGAUGGAGGUGAUGGAGGUGAUGGAGGUGAUGAAGGUGAUGGAGAUGAUGAAGGUGAUGGAGGUGAUGGAGAUGAUGAAGGUGAUGAAGGUGAUGGAGAUGAUGAAGGUGAUGGAGAUGAUGGAGGUGAUGGAGAUGAUGAAGGUGAUGGAGGUGAUGAAGGUGAUGGAGAUGAUGAAGGUGAUGGAGGUGAUGGAGAUGAUGAAGGUGAUGGAGGUGAUGAAGGUGAUGGAGGUGAUGGAGAUGAUGAAGGUGAUGAAGGUGAUGGAGAUGAUGAAGGUGAUGGAGGUGAUGAAGGUGAUGGAGAUGAUGAAGGUGAUGGAGGUGAUGGAGGUGAUGGAGGUGAUGAAGGUGAUGGAGGUGAUGAAGGUGAUGGAGGUGAUGGAGAUGAUGAAGGUGAUGGAGGUGAUGAAGGUGAUGGAGAUGAUGAAGGUGAUGAAGGUGAUGGAGGUGAUGGAGGUGAUGAAGGUGAUGGAGGUGAUGAAGGUGGUGUGACAGCUCCUCUCUCAAGGCUCUUUAUCCAGCCUGACCCAGGUUUCUUCUCCAGAGAAUGUCAGUGAUCUUCAGCAGUGGCCUGGUUCUCUGAAUAUCCAGACAAGCAGCUGCUGGAACUCAGAGAUGUUCUACCAGGAACCAGUAAACACAGCUCACCUUAUUUUCCUGUUUCCUGUCGACGCUUCUCCGGCUGCAGAUCCACCAUGCUCUGUUGUUCUGAGAACCUUCUGCUGCUGCUUCAUCUCCAGAUGGUCGUCAUGUUUGGAGGACAACAACUGUUCUGAGCUUCCUCUCCUCUGGCAGCCGUCUGUCGUCUCCAGGUUUCAUCAUGAUGCUGAAUAAUUACAGAACCAGAACCAGCUGACUGGUAGAGCAGCUGAUGGACCUGAUGGACGACAGCAACAUGUUUAUCUCUCCACGCUGAAUAAGCAGAAAUUUGGCAGCAAUAGUGUCACUAAAAAACCCAGUAAAUACAUAAAAAAUAACGAGAAGCUGUAAAGUUAAAAACUGAAAAAAUGACAGGAAAUAUUUAUAAAAUUAUAUUUGUAGUUGAUUUAAAUCCAGUGGAACAGUUUUAGAUUGUUGAUGUGGACACUAUUUAUAGUUUUUAGUUCUAACCCAGAAACCAU